Messenger RNA from Lutra lutra (Eurasian river otter), 1335 nucleotides. It is a transcript of the gene GINM1, whose product is annotated as glycosylated integral membrane protein 1. The coding region runs from base 78 to 1076 and encodes 332 amino acids. The record is from RefSeq and is a predicted model, not a curated record. The transcript is spliced from 8 exons. NCBI's taxonomy places the organism in Eukaryota, Metazoa, Chordata, Mammalia, Carnivora, Mustelidae.
UAGCCUCGCCCCGCCCCGCCCCUCGGGCUGGCACGGCCCUCAGCUCCCGGCCGUCCGCCGCCGCUGGCCUGUCCAAAAUGGAGGGCUCCCCGCCGGUGUCGUUUGCCCUCCGGCUACUCCUGCUCGCGGCGCUGCCGGCCGCCGGGUGGCUGAGGACAGCUACCCAGGAGCUGCCACUGCGGCCCCAAGCCCCGCAGGACAACAUCAGAAUUAACGUAACUACCCUGAAAGAUGAUGGGGAGGUAUCCAAAGAACAGGUUGUUCUUAACAUAACCUAUGAGAGUGGACAGGUAUAUGUAAAUGACUUCCCUGUAAAUAGUGGUGUAACCCGAAUAAGCUGUCAGACUUUGAUAGUGAAGAAUGGAAAUCUGGAAAAUGUGGAGGAAAAAGAAUAUUUUGGAAUUGUCAGUGUAAGGAUUUUAGUUCAUGAGUGGCCUAUGACAUCUGGUUCCAGUUUGCAACUAAUUGUCAUUCAAGAAGAGGUAGUAGAGAUUGAUGGAAAACAGGCUCAACAAAAGGAUGUUACUGAAAUUGAUAUUUUAGUUAAGAACCAGGCGAUACUCAGACAUUCAAACUACACCCUACCUUUGGAGGAAAGCAUGCUGUAUUCUAUUUCCCGAGACAGCGACAUUUUAUUUACCCUUCCCAACCUCUCCAAAAAAGUAGAAGGUGUCAGCUCACUGCAGACCACCAGCCAGUAUCUCCUCAGGAAUGUGGAAACCACCGUAGAUGAAGACGCUUUCCCUGGCAAACUACCUGAGACUCCUCUCAGAGCAGAGCCUCCGUCUUCUUACAAGGUGAUGUGUCAAUGGAUGGAAAAAUUCAGAAAAGAUCUAUGUAGGUUCUGGAGCAGUGUUUUUCCAGUAUUCUUUAUGCUUCUGAACGUCAUGGUGGUUGGAAUUAUAGGAGCAGUUGUGGUAAUAACCAUCUUAAAGAUGCUCUUCCCAGUUUGUGAAUACAAAGGAAUUCUUCAGUUGGAUAAAGCAAAUGUUAUACCUGUCACAGCUGUCAACUUAUUUCCAGAUAAUCCUGAGAAAAAAAGAGCAGAAAACCUUGGAGAUAAAGCAUGUGUUUAAAGCACCAUCACAAAUCAUGGACUCUGAAUUAGUCUUUUGGCUCUAAAUUUGCCACUUGAAUAGAAUUUUCUUUAAAUAGCUAAGAAUCUGUUUAUAUACUAGGGAAGUUGCUAAGCUCCUAAAACUGCCUAAAACUUGACCUUUAAAGUGACAAGUUAAAAGUCACCUUAUUCUGUAACAGGGCUGGCUAUUCAGAUGAUGAAUUAAAGGAAAUUUAAAUGAAGUGGAAGAGAAGACAUGAAGAAACUUCAAUCUUACC